Messenger RNA from Spirodela intermedia, 1392 nucleotides. NCBI's taxonomy places the organism in Eukaryota, Viridiplantae, Streptophyta, Magnoliopsida, Alismatales, Araceae. The record is from the annotation of a GenBank genome assembly.
AUGGAGUGCAGGGGAGAGUCGGCCUCUGGUCUCAGCGUUCUGAUGCUGCCCUGGCUGGCGCACGGCCAUAUCUCCCCUUUUCUAGAGCUCGGGAGGCGUCUCUCUUCCAGAGGCUUCCGCGUCCACCUCUGCUCCACCCCCGCAAACCUUGCCUCUGUCCGGCUCGAGGACGGCGCCGGCGUGGAGCUCGUGGAGCUUCACCUUCCCGACGACCUCCCGGAGCUCCCACCUCACCUUCACACCACCAGGAACCUCCCUCCUCACCUGAUGCCCAACCUCAAAACCGCCUUCGACCUCGCUGAGCCGGCCUUUUGCGGCCUUCUCGACUCCCUCCGCCCCAGCGUCGUCGUCUACGACUUCCUACAGCCCUGGGCCCCCGCCGCCGCCGCCACACGUAACAUCCCUGCCGUGCUCUUUCUCUCGGUGGGGGGCGCCGCGUACGCCUUUCUGAGCCACCUCGCAGCGAAGCCCGCAGAGGAGUUUCCCUUCCCAUCGAUGCGUUUCGACGACGAUGACGACGUCGCCCGUAUCCGCCGCAUGCUCCACCCCGUCCCAGAUCGCCCCUCCAAUGGAGACAGAGCGGCGCAGUGUAGCGAGCUGUCGUCCAGUUUCGUCCUUAUCAAGACCUCCCGAGAAAUCGAAGGGAAGUACAUAGACUACGUCAGCCUGCUCAAGGGAAAGGAACACGUCCUCGUAGGACCCCUCGUCUGGGAACCCCGCCGUCACCUCGGAGACGACCACCGGUGGCACCGCUUCUCUGCAUGGCUCGACCACAAGCCACAGUCCUCCGUCGCAUUCGUCUCCUUCGGCAGCGAGUACUUCAUGUCCAAGAAGGAAACCACAGAGGUCGCCCGCGGGCUGGAGCUCAGUGGAGUCGGCUUCAUAUGGGUCCUCAGAUUCCCCAAAGGGGAGGAGGUUCCACUCGAGAACGCCCUCCCGGAGGGCUUCCUGAGGAGGAACUCGGGGAGGGGAAUAGUUGUCGAGGACUGGGCGCCGCAGGGGGGAAUCCUGGCCCACGCCGCUGUCGGCGCCUUCGUCACACACUGCGGUUGGAGCUCGGUGAUGGAGGCUCUGCGAUGGGGAGUGCCCAUGGUGGCCGCCCCGCUGCAUCUCGACCAGCCGCUGAACGCCAAGGUCGUCGCGGAGCUCGAUGUGGGCGUGGAGGUGAGACGGGCCGCCGGCGACAAGGAGAGGAGGUACGGGGGCGAGGAGUUGGCAUGGGCUCUUAGGAGCGCCAUGUCGGGGGAGGGGAGCGAGGGGAUGAGGAGGAGGGCCAGGGAGAUGGGCGAGGUACUCCGCCGGAGAGGAGACCACGACGUGGACAUCGCAGCGGCGAAGUUGGCUGGGCUCUGCAGCGCCGCCACUGCCAAAGUAAGAAGAGAGUCCAUGUGA